Panicum hallii is the source of this 1601-nucleotide messenger RNA. Its product is annotated as (S)-coclaurine N-methyltransferase-like. The record is from RefSeq and is a predicted model, not a curated record. The coding region runs from base 215 to 1288 and encodes 357 amino acids. The transcript is spliced from 8 exons. NCBI's taxonomy places the organism in Eukaryota, Viridiplantae, Streptophyta, Magnoliopsida, Poales, Poaceae.
CCCGUUUUACGUUCACAGGAAACCGCGGCCGCUCCCACGGAGGCGAUAUGGUAGCCUGACCGACCCCCAACCGGAAGCCGUGACGCGAAGCCUCUCCUGUCCUCUCUUCUUCCUCCCUCCAGCACCGGCUGGCAGCCGGCGGUGUCGCGCUCCUCUAUCAUCCGUCACGCCCGGCAUCACCGCGCCGGCACGACCACGAAGACGGUCGGUGACAAUGGUGGCGGCGUCCGCUGCCGAGCGGGCCUACGGGGCGGCGGCGCGGUCGGCGCUGGCGGCGCUGGAGCGCAACCUCAUCCCGGACGCGGUCACCCGGCGCCUCACGCGGCUGCUGCUAGCGCAGCGCCUCCGCCAGGGCUACCUCCCCUCCGCGCCGCUGCAGCUGCAGCAGCUCCUCUACUUCGUCCACUCUCUUCAGGAGAUGCCCAUUGCGAUUGAAACGGACAAAGCUAAAGCCCAACACUACGAGCUGCCAACCACAUUUUUCAAGCUGGUUCUUGGAAGGAAUCUCAAAUACAGUUCCUGCUACUUCCCUAACGAGUCCAGCACCCUGGAAGAUGCUGAGGUUGCAAUGAUGGAACUGUACUGUGAGAGGGCAAAAGUACAGGAUGGACAGAGCAUCCUCGAUGUCGGAUGUGGAUGGGGGUCCCUUUCGCUGCACAUUGCGAAGAAAUACAAGAACUGCAGCGUGACAGGGAUAUGCAACUCUACCACGCAAAAAGCUUUCAUAGACGAGCAAUGUAGGGAAAAUGAGCUGUCAAAUGUUGAGAUAAUUGUGGCAGAUAUCAGCAAGUUUGAGAUGGGCGGGUCUUUUGACAGGAUCAUAUCCAUAGAGAUGUUUGAGCACAUGAAAAACUACAAGUCACUUCUUAAGAAGAUAUCCAAGUGGAUGAAAGAGGACGGCUUAUUAUUUGUUCACUACUUCUGCCACAAGACAUUUGCAUAUCAUUUUGAGGAUAAAAAUGAUGAUGAUUGGAUCACAAGGUAUUUCUUCACCGGAGGAACAAUGCCAUCAUCAAACCUUCUACUCUACUUUCAGGAAGAUGUAUCUGUGGUCAAUCAUUGGCUUGUCAGUGGCACGCAUUAUGCUAGAACUAGUGAGGAGUGGCUGAAACGUAUGGACCGGAGCAUCACUUCCAUUAGGCCCAUCUUUGAGAAAACUUACGGGAAGGAAUCAACUACCAAAUGGAUAGCUUAUUGGCGAACAUUCUUCAUCGCCGUCGCUGAACUUUUUGCAUACAACAAUGGUGAUGAAUGGAUGGUUGCGCACUACCUGUUCCGAAAGAAGUAGGAGCUACUGCUCGCCUUUUUCUCAUACACAAGUACAAGCCCUGAGAAGCAGGUCGUUUUCAUAGUGAUUCAGUAAUCUUGUCAUUUGCCUCCAAGAGCAGCCCAUUUUCAUGCAUUCAGCUGUAUUUAAUAAGGUGCUUCCACAGUGGUUUCACCGACAACAUCACGAACAAUGGUGUUAGACAUUCAUGUUGGACUUCAUCAGUCCUUGUUCUAUAUAUUAUUCCUUCGAUGUUCUGUACAGAGCAUACCUUUCUGUCUUCGGAUGGCACGCUCAUAAGAAUGGAAGUAUGUAACUACAAAACUGACAUUGA